GGGAGAGCAUGCUGCUUUUGAUACUCAUUUAAGUUUAGACAGUGUUUUUCCCAGCAUUUUAGCCACCUUGCGCUGCACUAAUGUCAUGCCAUGGUAAAUCAGAGAAUCCCUGUAAGAGAUGCAGAUGCUGUUUGAACAAAAUAUCCUCAAACUGCUGUGGAGAUUUGUCAGUCGUUGGUUAUUUACCCAUGAACACAGCCUGCUCUGCUACAGGGCUCUGAGUAAAUAUUUGAAGUUAGUCAUUAACUGAGUAUUUUCAGGCGUUUAGUUGGAUUCACCAAGACAAAAAGCCUUCCAAUGUAAAGUGUUACAACUGGAUUUUUGUGGACAAAUUAUUUUUGAAGGUACAACAAAAUGGAGUGUUCUAGCCUUCAAUUCAGCUUUGAUUGCAAAAGCAGAGAUCUGGACGGCGACAGUGACGUACAUUAGCCUGUGCGGCAAAGGCUUGAAGAAUGAUGAAGACCUGCUGUUGUUGCUUAAUAUUUCUCGUGGCUACAUGUUAUAUGGAAGUGUCCAGCUCCUCAGUAUUUUUACCAAAAAACCAUGCCAGUGAUGUAUUGAGAAUUAGAAAACGGGCUAAUUCCUUCUUGGAAGAGCUUAAACCUGGAAAUUUGGAAAGAGAGUGUAUUGAAGAAAAGUGCGUAUUUGAAGAGGCAAAAGAGAUUCACGGUUCAUUGGAUAAAACUCUGGUAUUUUGGAACAAGUAUGUUGAUGGUGAUCAGUGCGAUCCUAAUUUAUGUCUCAAUAAUGCGGCUUGCCAGGAUUUGAUUGGUGGCUACCAAUGUCACUGUGCUGAGGGAUUUGAUGGACCUCAGUGCCAGUAUGUACUGCUGGCAACAAACUGCUCUGACAAUUAUGGUUACUGCGCUCAUUUCUGCCGCGAAAUUCCAGAGAGAAACAGACGGGAGUGUUCAUGUGCAGCUGGCUACAAACUAAGUGAAGAUGGAAUCUCCUGCAAUGCAUCAGAUAAAUAUCCUUGUGGGCUACUGAAAGGAAUUCAAUCGCUGCAAGACCAUGACAAUGCGAAAGGGAAAGGGAAAGGGAAAGGUGAAGGCGAAGGCCCAGGCCCUGGUAAUGCAAACAGCAGGGGCACGAUUAAAGGAGAAAGCGGCCUACUGGGCCCACGAAUCAUAAAAGGGAGAGUAAUGACGAAAGGUGGCAGUCCGUGGCAGGUCCUUCUCAUGAAUGCAAGUGGAAAAUUCAUCUGUGGUGGUGUGCUGAUUCAUCAGUUUUGGGUGCUGACUGCUGCUCAUUGUGUAUUUGAAGGAAAUCGAUUUCGAGUAAAACUUGGUGAGCAUAACCGAACAGUCAAUGAACGCACUGAGGAUACUAUUCUGGUAAACACUGUGUACGUUCAUCCCGGUUUCAGUAUCACAAAUAUGGACAGUGACAUUGCUCUUCUCCAACUGUCUGAGGUUGCUGUCUUCAGUGAUUACAUUAUACCAGUGUGCUUGCCCACCAAAGAGAUGGCAGAGAGAAAGCUACUCAUUGCCAACAAGUCCGUGGUGAUCACAGGCUGGGGCGCUAUGGAUGAAAGUGAUGAUAGUGUCCGCCCUAGUACUCUAUUAUUCAUCAAUAUCAAAUUAACCUCUUACAAGCUGUGCAAGGAGAAGCUCAAAGACAAAGUGACGAACAACAUGAUCUGUGCAGGAAACCCAGGUUCCAGAAAAGAUGCCUGCAAAGGAGACAGCGGUGGACCUAUGGUCACUUUAUUGAAUGGCACGUGGUUUCUGCUAGGACUGGUCAGCUGGGGAGAAGGAUGUGGUCGCUUCCAAACAUUUGGUGUGUACACCAAAGUGACCAAUUACCUAGACUGGAUGUAUUCAAUAAUCAAUGCUGUAGCAACCUAAUUAUCUGAAGCAGUAUGUGCUCUUUCUAAUGAGCUUCCAAUGUGCCUAAAAUUAUAUUAAAUUAGACAGAAUUUCAAGCUCUAUGUGUGAGAUGCUAAAUAUGUUAUGCUAGUUUAGUGACCGCCUAGCAUGCUGCAAAGCAGUGUGACUUAUACUCAAAUACAGCUUAUACAUUAUGACUUUUGGUAAUUGAUUGUGAUUAUCUAUAACUCAACCUUACCUUAAGAGACAGGUAGUCAUUCCCUGCUUAUUCACUUCAUCCUGUUACAUUCUCAGCUUUAUAAUUGUGUUCUACUGUCCAGAGCUACAAGUGACGUUUCUGCUGUACGUUCUAAAGUGUAUGCGUUUAUCACAAAUUAACAGUGUGAGUUUUUCAUGUGUCUCAUCAGAUGUGAUAAUAUCAUUCCACAGUUCAUUGACUAUAAUAUCCAGCUAGUGAUUACAUGUGACUAUGUGAUUCAGUCUCUGAUUUAAUUUUAUAAUGCUGCUGAGAAGUAUCUCGUCAUUUUAUUAAUUUAAAGGUACUAUAUAAAAGUAGCAAUAAAUGGUUAUGAGCCUCUAACUGUUCAAUAUUGAAUUUUUGGUGUUAUCUGUGUCUGUCAGGUAUAGGCUUCUAUCUGAGACUGUAGGUAGGCCCCAAAUAGGGAGAAGGAAGCCAGUAUGAAAAAUAUAGUUUCCUUUACCAAAUCACCUGGAGCUGGUGCAAGAAAGGGCUUCACAAAAUUUGCAGAAGGGGGCAUACUUCAGGAGGCGAAUUUUAUUUCUAAAAUGGUAGACUAAACAAGCUGAAAGCUGAACAGGGGCAGAAUCUCUUAAACAGGUGAUGAAAAAAUAUCUAAACAGGGACAGAUUGUGCAAAGGUUAAAUAAGGGAUUGGAUAGGUAAUAGUUUGACUGGAUCAGACAUGAAAAGGUUCAACUGGACUUAACUCCCAAAGCCUAAGUGAGUUGGACUGCUUUCUGGAAGAAUUUAUGAAAAUGUCAUUCCAUCAUACAAUACCUGACACUGAUACUUCGAGUUCUGCAGAAUAAUAAAUCUUUAUUCUAUAUUCUGA
Molecule: messenger RNA, 2904 nt
Organism: Rhincodon typus (whale shark)
Lineage: Eukaryota; Metazoa; Chordata; Chondrichthyes; Orectolobiformes; Rhincodontidae
Product: vitamin K-dependent protein C-like
Exons: 9
Coding region: 453-1850 (465 amino acids)
Biological process (GO): proteolysis; blood coagulation
Cellular component (GO): extracellular region
Molecular function (GO): calcium ion binding; serine-type endopeptidase activity
Source: RefSeq, a predicted model, not a curated record